AUUAACAGAAUUUGCAGAGAAGGACAAAAACCCGACACGGACUCUUCAGGAUAGAUGCAGGAAAAGUGUCGGUACCUUGUUGAGGGUGUUGACACCUUGCAGCUCGUGCUGCACAUCUUUCAGCUCAUGCUCGACCUCUACACCUCGUGUUCAAGUUCUGCACUUCGUGCUCGGCCUCUGCAGCUUGUGACUGACCUCGGCAGUGAGUGUUUGAGCUCUACAGCUCGUGCUCAAGUUCUGCACUUCGUGCUCGACCUUGGCAACAAGUGUUUGAGCUCUGCAGCUCGUGCUCUGCAGCUUGUGGUUGACCUCAGCAGCUCAUGUUUCAACUCUGCACUUCGUGCUCGACCUCUGAAGCUUGUGGCUGACCUCGGCAGCUCGUGUUUGAUUUCUGCACUUUGUGCUCGACCUCGGCAGCAAGUCUCAUGUUUGAGCUCUGCACUUCGUGCUCGACCUCUAAAGCUCGUGGCUGACCUCGGCUGUAAGUGUUUGAACUCUGCAGCUCAUGCUCAAGUUCUGCACUUUGUGCUCGACCUCGGCAGCAAGUGUGUGAGCUCUACAGCUCGUUGUCACGGCACGCGAGUUCGGGGACCAAAGUCGAGGGCAUCGUGGCACGGAGCUGCAGCCACAGGCACACAAGAGGUGUGCGCGAGCACAGGCGCAAGCGGAAGCGUCGACGCGGGCAUGCGGGAGCGGGUGUUAGUGUCGCGACACGAGGUUGCGACUACGACACGUACGCAUUCGAGGGCUCAGGCACAAGGUGGAUCGCUCGAGACGCAGUGGGCCUUGUCAGCGGAGGCGUCGAUACCGGGGCCUUGGCGUGAAGUUGUGGACAGGACACGCGGGAGUUUGCGUAAGCAGUCGAGGGCGAGUGCGUGUGCGCGCGAGAGUGUCCAGGCUCAAGACAUGGGUGCACACACGGGCAACCUAGGUCAAGAUGCUGGCAUGCAUGGGGGCGGACAGGCUCGAGGCGCUGGCGCGCACGGGAGCGGCCAGGAGUGUCCACAGAGCGUGUCCUCAUGCUCAAGUUCUGUGCUUCACGCUCGACCCUUGCACUUUGUGCUUGACCUCGGCAGCUCGUGUUUGAGCUGGACUGCCUUGCUUCUGCCGAGCUGGAGCACUGCUUUGAGCUUUGCCACUGCCAAGCUGGACUGCUUUGUUGCUGCCGAGUUGGGCCACUGCUGCUAUUGAGCUAGGCUGUUUGCUUCUACCAUCAAGCUCGAGCUCAUCUUCUCAUUGAGGGUGCCACACUUGUGAGAUUUUUUUUUUCUCUUUUUGUGGACCCCACUGAGCUACCUUUAAGCUUGUGUUUUGCUGACACUUUUUACUUCUUGAAUACUCAUUACUGACAUUGUAUUAUGCCUCGAUAGUUGUGCAAAGCUACUCCCUUGUUUGUUUUCUUGUGAAAGCUUCUCUUCGGCGAAUAAACCCCUUUUCAUCAC
This is a messenger RNA of Rubroshorea leprosula, 1442 nucleotides long. The record is from the annotation of a GenBank genome assembly. NCBI's taxonomy places the organism in Eukaryota, Viridiplantae, Streptophyta, Magnoliopsida, Malvales, Dipterocarpaceae.